Neoarius graeffei (lesser salmon catfish) is the source of this 816-nucleotide messenger RNA. It is a transcript of the gene hoxc13b, whose product is annotated as homeobox C13b. Bases 13 to 816 code for a protein of 267 amino acids. The record is from RefSeq and is a predicted model, not a curated record. Gene Ontology annotation, biological process: regulation of transcription by RNA polymerase II. The transcript has 2 exons. Gene Ontology annotation, molecular function: DNA-binding transcription factor activity, RNA polymerase II-specific; RNA polymerase II cis-regulatory region sequence-specific DNA binding. NCBI's taxonomy places the organism in Eukaryota, Metazoa, Chordata, Actinopteri, Siluriformes, Ariidae.
AAUAGAUAAGCCAUGGAGGGACUGAGCGGGAACUGUCCUGCCUCUCACUGCAGGGAGCUGAUCUCUCACCCCGGACUAGGGCGACACUCUGGGACUAUUAUGCCCCACCAGGGCUCCAUUUACCCCGAUAUCUCCUCUCCAGAGGGCGCGAGGCAGUGUCCAGGGUCUCAGACACCCUCCUCAGGGGCAUCUCUGGGUUAUAAUUACCCUUAUUCCUACUACGAAUGCCGUUUGAGUCAUUCUCACGGUGUUAAUGUGCAGAAGCCGUGCUCUUAUCACCCCGCUGAGAAAUACCCAGAGCACGGGGAAGAGCUCUCCACCCGAGCCAAAGAACUGGCCUUUUACCCGGGUUUUGCCGGCUCUUAUCAAACCGUCCCGGGAUAUCUGGACAUGGCGGUGAUGCCCGGAAUCGGUGCUCAUCCUGAAGUGCGGCACGAGAGUUUAAUCCCGGUGGAUGGAUAUAAUCACUGGGCAUUGAGCAACGGAUGGGAUGGACAAGUGUGUUUUUCCAAAGAGCAGAGUCAGCAGAGCCACCUCUGGAAGACACCUUUCCCAGAAGUUGUGCCAUUGCAGCCGGAAGUCAGCAGCUACCGCCGAGGCCGCAAGAAGCGCGUGCCUUACACCAAGAUCCAGCUGAAGGAGCUGGAGAAGGAGUACGCGUCCAACAAAUUCAUCACCAAAGAUAAAAGACGACGGAUCUCCACCAUCACCAACCUCUCAGAGAGACAAGUGACCAUCUGGUUUCAGAACCGACGCGUAAAAGAAAAGAAAACCGUCUGCAAGUCGAAGUCAAGCGGCCACAUGCACGCGACCUGA